Messenger RNA from Anneissia japonica, 1233 nucleotides. Its product is annotated as craniofacial development protein 2-like. The coding region runs from base 1 to 1233 and encodes 410 amino acids. The transcript has a single exon. The record is from RefSeq and is a predicted model, not a curated record. Gene Ontology annotation, molecular function: catalytic activity. Lineage: Eukaryota; Metazoa; Echinodermata; Crinoidea; Comatulida; Comatulidae.
AUGCUUAAGGACUGCAAAGCCUCUAACCUUGACAUCAUCUUUAUUCAGGAAAUGAGGCGGUUAGGAGAGGGAUCAGUCAGUCAUGAGGGCUACAACGUGUACUGGAGCGACAUGAAAGUAAAACAUCUGUAUGGUGUUGGGAUUGCCUUCAUCAGCAUCAAUGGAAUAAUGAAUAUCUCACCACGUCUGAUAGCAAUAGAUUUAAUGAUGAAAGGUCUAAAACUUCGUAUUGUUUCAGCCUAUGCGCCUACCGAAGCUAAAUCAUUAGCAAACAAGAAGUCAUUUUAUAGAGAACUGAACAAAAUAUGUCAUGUAGGAAUGGACAAAAACAGAAAGUUACUCAUUCAAUGUGACUUUAACGCCAUUACAUCAAUCUGCAAUAAACACUCAAGUUUUGAUGGACAUAACAUGCAUCAUGACGAUACAUUUAAUGAAAAUGGCAGACUUCUGAUAGAUUUCUGCAAUAGAAACGAUCUUUCGAUUCUUAAUACUUGGUUUUCCCAUCCGCUGAUUCACAGAUUAACAUGGUAUAGUCCAGAUGGAGUAACUAGAAAAGUGUAUGAUCUCAGUUUAUCGGGAUCAUGGAUUAGAUGCUUUGUUAAGGAUGUCAGAACAAGGAACUCAUAUUUCCACUCUGACCAUAGACUCCUUGUAACAAAGCUCAGGACACCUGCCAACAAGUCUGCAAGAUUUCUUAAGAAAUACAGGAAAAUCCGUCCGCCAGACUUAAAUGCUCUAUCCAACCUGACUGUGAAAGAACAAAUAAUUAGGAAAAUAAAGGACACAUUAACAACGUCAGUCUCUCCAACCCAAGUUGACGAAAAGCAUAAUUUUCUCAUGACGACACUAGAAUAUGCCAAAAGAUCUCUCCCGAAGGUCACAAAUAAGAAACACCCGGUUCCCGAGGAUUAUUAUGAUGAUCAUUUCAAAUUCCUAAUAACUAAACGUAAAAACUUGCGCAGGCAACCAAGGGCAGAACAGUCGGUAGAGAAGAUGAAGAAACUAAACAAGGAAAUAAAGCGUGCUGCAAGUAAAGUAAAAAGUAGAAUGCUGCAAGACAAAUCAAACGAAAUAAAUCAGGCCAAACAAAACAGAAAAGUUGCCGAUAUGUGGAGAAGCGCCAAAAGUCACUCAAAAAUCAUCAGUAGUAACCCAAAGGCCAUAACUUGCCCUAACCUAGCACCACACUUCAAAGCCCUGUCACUCCAAUCUUACUUUACCAGAGAUUUCUAA